UGCACCCUUAAUUUGUUUCUAGGUGUUGGCUGCCAAUUGUAGAGUGCAAAUGAAAAGUUACAGAUUGGUGGCUUCGUUAACAAAAUUUUCUGUUAUUUGUGUAGUUGAAGACGGGAAUUUGUUUUGCGUAUAAAAAGUUAACACUGCGUAACCAAGUUCAUGAUUUAUCCAUACUAGAGUGCACAAAAUAAACGCCGUAUGCAAGCGUAAUCAUCCAAAGCUUUUCAUCCGACUAAGCUACUGGCCAGCUUAAAAAAAGUAAGCCACCAUCUAACGAGAGCGAACCGAUUCGAUCCGAUCCGACCGACGACCACACAAAGAAGGAUCUAUCAAGAAAGCCGGCUAGCCGAAUCCCGCAUCCGAUUCGUAAUCCGCAACCGAUUCCGAAUUUGAAACCGAAUCCUCAAACAAAUCAUCCCAUAAGGACCGCGCCGCUGUCUCCAACGAUCACAAGAUGAAUGAACUAGACAGUCUCAGGCAGGAAGCCGAGUCCCUAAAGAACGCCAUCCGGGAUGCCCGGAAGGCGGCCUGCGACACAUCACUGUUGCAAGCGGCCACCUCGCUGGAACCCAUCGGCCGCAUACAGAUGCGCACACGUCGUACAUUACGCGGCCAUUUGGCGAAAAUCUACGCCAUGCACUGGGGCAACGAUUCAAGGAAUCUCGUAUCAGCCUCACAGGACGGCAAACUGAUCGUUUGGGACUCGCAUACCACGAACAAAGUCCACGCCAUUCCACUGCGAUCCUCGUGGGUGAUGACAUGUGCGUACGCCCCAUCCGGUAGCUAUGUGGCCUGCGGUGGCCUCGACAACAUGUGUUCAAUUUACAACCUAAAGACGCGCGAGGGCAAUGUCCGGGUAUCCCGUGAGCUGCCCGGCCAUGGUGGCUAUCUAUCGUGCUGCCGCUUCCUGGACGACAAUCAGAUCGUUACCAGCUCCGGUGAUAUGUCGUGCGGAUUGUGGGACAUCGAGACGGGCCUGCAGGUAACCUCGUUUCUGGGUCACACCGGCGAUGUGAUGGCCCUCUCACUGGCGCCCCAAUGCAAAACGUUCGUAUCCGGCGCCUGCGAUGCGUCCGCCAAGCUAUGGGACAUCCGGGAGGGUGUCUGUAAACAAACCUUCCCCGGCCACGAAUCCGAUAUCAAUGCGGUCACAUUUUUCCCCAAUGGCCAGGCAUUCGCCACAGGUUCGGACGACGCUACCUGUCGAUUGUUCGACAUCCGUGCCGAUCAGGAGUUGGCCAUGUACUCGCACGACAACAUCAUAUGCGGCAUCACAUCGGUGGCAUUCUCGAAGAGCGGACGUCUGUUAUUAGCGGGCUACGACGAUUUCAACUGCAAUGUAUGGGACACGAUGAAGGCAGAACGAUCCGGCAUACUCGCCGGCCACGACAACCGUGUAUCCUGUCUGGGUGUCACCGAGAACGGCAUGGCGGUGGCAACAGGAUCGUGGGACUCCUUCUUGCGCGUAUGGAACUAAAAACAAAACAAAACAGAAGGAAGAGUAACAGAAACAAAAGAAAACAAAACAAAAAACAGAGAAAACCAAACAAACAAAGAACAACAAAAAAAAGAGGAAAAAGUAAAAGUAAAAGAACUUCAAAAUGCAUUAAAGGGUGGGGUGGGGUCAGGUCAACGGUUGCGCAGUCUGCGGAUAGUGUUUCACCCAUCAUCUACAUUGUGAUCUAAUGUAUAUGAUUCGGUGUUACCUCUGUGGUUAAUAUUAAAUGAGUGCCGGACGUUUUGAAUAUGCGGGCGCAGCUAGUUGACUAGAACGUAGACCACAACAACAAAGAACUUUAUAUACAACAUUAUUUAUAUUGCUAUAUACUUAUUAACUAAAAUUAUACAAAAAAACAAAAUAAAACCAAAAAAAAAAACAACAAAAAAAAACGCAGACAUACGCAGCAACAUACAAAUAGACAUACACACGCAUACAAGAAUAUUAUUAGUGUAAAUGGAAAAUUGAGAAAAAACAAAAACCAAGAACAAGAUCAAGAAAAUAAGAAACCAAAAGAUAAAGAAAUUGAUGAAGAAACGAUGGGCCCGCUGAUAGUCAGUUGUUUAGUCAGAAUUCCGGUUACAGCUACAGUUUAAAACGUACGUAAAUUAAACUUAGUUCAAAUCGCAUUUCAGCGGUGAGUGCGUGCAACUGAGAGCACAAAACUGGCAGCCCCUGUUGUCCUGGCAUCCCGAUCCUGAUCCUGGUCGUGGUCCUGAUCCCGAAUCGGAGUCCGAAUCCGAGUACCAGGAGCGACAGGAGUGGUGCUGGUCAGUCAGUCUGUAAGUCAGUCAGUCGUUUGCACUUUGUAAAAGAAAAAGAAGAUGGUAUCAUUGUAAUCAUGUAUGUCAACAAGUAAAUACAUAUUCUUUUGCGUAUAAUACAUAAAACUUCAGAAUGUGUGGAUGAUCCUGAUGCAAGGAGGGUUAGAGAAGAAGUCAAAUAAAGUUAAAGCAUUUAAAAAAUAAAAAAGAAUCACGGCAAACCUAAACGUAAAACAAAACAAAACAAAAAAGAAAAAGAAAACCAAACAAGAAACAAAAACAAAAAUUGCGUAAUAAACUUUAUAAAUCAAGUAAUGAAAACAAAACAAAAAACAAAAAAAAGUAAAGAAAACACUAUAACAAAUUUUUGUCUUAUUAUGUUUAAGUCCCUAAUUUAUAUACAAACAAAAAUAAGAAUGAUUUAAAUAACAUAUAUGUAAACUAUGCAUUAGUGAAAAAGUGGAAAACUAUUUAUAUAUAAUAUGAUGGCCAUAUAAGCUAUAACAAUAAAUUGAAAAACACCUUUAAAUCUUAUAAUACAUUUAUAAAUGUUUAACAAAAUCUUAACAAAUACAUUCAUAGAAUUGCGGCAGUAAGGGCAUUAAAGCAUCAUGGAAAUAAUUUGAGCAUUCACCCCCCUCACUACUCUAAUUGCAUACUGUUGAAUUUUGUUCUUUUUAUUCCCCUGAAUUCUUAUGAGGUUUUACAUACAUAUAUGGCUUAUAUGAGGUUUGAAGAUGCAACAAAUGCAACAAACGAAACGAAACGAAGCGAAGCGAUUGCAGAAUGAAUGCAGAAUGCAAACAAAAAACUAAAGCUUACAUAUAUUGUGAAAAUACUGAUAUUGUCUUGCUGUCUUACGAAUAUACUGAAUCAUCAAGUUCUUAUCUAUUUUUAUUAUGUUCUUUUUAAUUAAUUUUAAGAGGUAAUAGGAAAUUCGCGUAUACCGAUACCAAUACCGAUACCGAUUCCAGCAUUCUGAAAUCAAAGAUCUGAAAUCCUAGCAAUACCAAAAUUCAUUGAAAAUUGUAAUAAACUGAUUGGUUUAUUGACCUUCUUGAAGUAUUCUUUAACGAUAUAGUAGUAUCUUGGUCCGAUAGGUAAAUGGUAAAUUGUGAUUUAAAGUGAAUAGUUUUUCAAGCAACGAGAAUUAGCCUAAACCUAAACCUAAACCAAAACCAAAAAAACAAAACCUAAACCGAAUCCAAAUCCAGAAUCCAGAACCCAGUUGAAUCAAAAAUCGAAAUCAACAUUUCAAAUGGACAGAAUUUGUGUAUUUCUACCGACUUUCGAUGCUUGAUAAUAUUGAACCGAAUAUUCCUAUGUAUAAUGUGUAACUAUUGGUAAGCUUACAACAGCUGCAGUUAUUUGGGCUCUGCUUUUUCGCCAUAGAUGGACUUACUUAAUUUUAGUACAUUCUGGACAUUCUGGACGGCCAUUUCAAAACUAAUGCUGUUUCAAAACUAUGAAUAAAUUAUGAGAAGAAACCUUUGUAACAUUUAAAUAAUAAAAUAUAAUACAAAUACGAUAA
Drosophila teissieri is the source of this 3793-nucleotide messenger RNA. It is a transcript of the gene Gbeta13F, whose product is annotated as guanine nucleotide-binding protein subunit beta-1. Gene Ontology annotation, cellular component: heterotrimeric G-protein complex; cytoplasm. Bases 455 to 1477 code for a protein of 340 amino acids. The record is from RefSeq and is a predicted model, not a curated record. The transcript has 3 exons. Gene Ontology annotation, molecular function: protein binding; signaling receptor complex adaptor activity. Gene Ontology annotation, biological process: G protein-coupled receptor signaling pathway. Lineage: Eukaryota; Metazoa; Arthropoda; Insecta; Diptera; Drosophilidae.